AUGCGUCAGUGGUCGAUACAAGGGUAUAGGUGCAGAAACGUGUGCAUAAACUUGUACGAGCGGUGCGAAGACAAGAUCGUAUUUUUGCUGGAAAUCUUAAGCAAACAUGGAGAGGAGCUUUACAUAUGCUAUGCUGGUUUGCGCAAUUUUUACGCUGAUAGCUCAAAUGAUUGGUGCGGAUAGUGGCCUACAAGUAGGACGUGAAGUGACAGGUAGACAUUCAGGCGUGACUGGCGAUAAACGGGGCUCUGUGCAUGGUUUCAGCUCUGGACUUAGUUUUGGAGCAUCACUUGGCGGGGGUUUCGGAGGAUUCCGUGGCAGCGAAGUACCAGAAGUCGGUGCCGAAGGUUACGCUAGGCGAGCAAGCGUAGGCACCGAAAAAUAUGAAAAAGCGUCAUCAACAAGUGCAGGAUAUCAGUCGGUUUCAAUCACGCAAUCGGGAUAGUAUUUUCCUCGAAAGGAUUGAAUAAAUCUAAAAAGAAAUGUAUUGCGACAACAGUA
Messenger RNA from Varroa destructor (honeybee mite), 501 nucleotides. RefSeq lists its product as uncharacterized. NCBI's taxonomy places the organism in Eukaryota, Metazoa, Arthropoda, Arachnida, Mesostigmata, Varroidae. The record is from RefSeq and is a predicted model, not a curated record.